This is a messenger RNA of Musa acuminata subsp. malaccensis (wild Malaysian banana), 3466 nucleotides long. The record is from RefSeq and is a predicted model, not a curated record. NCBI's taxonomy places the organism in Eukaryota, Viridiplantae, Streptophyta, Magnoliopsida, Zingiberales, Musaceae.
CCAUCACACUCUCCAAGUAUAUAAGAUGCUUUCGAAAUGUUUGACUAGGUUAUUUACGUUUGCAAUCCUCUUCCUCCAUCGAAGUCGAUCUCUGCGCUGAUGUUGAUUGGGCACGUCACGCAAGUCCAUGAGAUCGAAUCGAGUCCGGUUGCUGAACCACAGAAUCAUUAAGGACCUAACAGACGGCGGUUUCUUCGAGCAAGCCCUCCAUGUUUACCGAUGUCUUCGUCUUUCCGACGUAAAGCCCGACAGAUUCACAUUCACGUAUGUGCUCAAGUCCUGCGUCGGCAUUUCAGCUAUUGAUGAAGCGAUGUCGAUCCACUCCCACAUCUUCAAGUGUGGUUUCGUAUGCAAUUUGCUUAUCACUAAUUCCUUGAUAGAAGUGUAUUCUAAUUUUGGCGCGUUAAGCUCCGCCCGGCAGUUGUUUGAUGAUAUGCCUCAGAGGAACUUGGCUUCCUGGAACUUAAUGAUUUCUGGCUACGGGAAGAACGGUCACUAUAAGGUAGCCUUGGAGCAGUGCAGUUAUAUGAAGCAUGAAGGAUUAGUAUUAGAUAAAGUGGGCGUAAAGAUUGUUCUUCCGAUAAUUGGGCAUGUGAAAGCCUUCAGUCUGGGUAAAUGCAUUCAUGCUCAUGUCAUCACUACUGGUUUAUCUAAAGACACAGCUGUAGUGACUGCUCUUUUAGACAUGUAUUCGAGAUGUGGAGAAUUUCGUGCUUCGAGCCAUCUCUUUGAUGAGAUAUCGCACAAGGAUGUCAUAUGUUGGAAUGCAAUGAUCACCGGGUACUCUCAACUUGGUAAACCUCUUUUGGUUCUUGAGCUCUUUAAGCGAAUGCUGUUCGAAGGCUUCGGGCCAAGCAUUCCUACCAUAUUUCUUCUACUUCAUGCUUGCACUGUUCUAUCUGUUAUCCAAGUUGGAAAGUGUAUGCAUGGCUAUAUCACAAAGCUUGGUUUCAGUUCAGAUGUUUCUGUAAGUGGACUUCUGAUAGACAUGUACUCUAAAUGUGGAGAGUUGGGUUCUGCUUCUCGUGUUUUCGGUGAGUUGUCCAGAGGGAAUGUUCAUUCAUGGACUUCCAUGAUUCAUGGUCUUGGCAUGCAUGGAUAUGGUAGGGUUGCUCUGAUGGCAUUUUUUAAGAUGGUGAAGAUGGGCAUUGUUCCUGAUGGCAUCUGCUUCCUUGUUUUGCUAGCUUCUUUCAGCCACUGCGGCAUGAUGGAGGAAGGGCAUAAAAUAUUCUAUUACAUGGUAUCACAAUAUGGUGUCCAGCCUAGUAUGGAGCACUAUGCAAGCAUAGUUGAUCUUUUUGGGCGGGCAGGAUACAUAAAUGAAGCAGUGGGGUUUCUAUCGCAGAUGCCAAUAGAACCGGAUAGUACUGUCAUGGGGGCUUUACUUAGUGCAUGUAGAAUUCAUGAUCAUAAAGAGACGCAAGAAGUAUUUGAGAGGUUCUUCGAACCAAAGUGGUCAGCUGCAGGUCUCUACAAGGUCUUGGUGGGCAUUCAUGCAUGCAGGGGCCGUUGGGAUGAAGUCAUUAAGAUCAGAAGGUUGAUGAAAGAGAGGGGCUUAAAGGGUACCUCCGGAUGUAGUUUGAUAGAAUUAAAUCCAUGAAGUUUGACAAUGAUUUCAGAAUUUUAUCACAUAUUUCUCAUGUGAUGGAAGCUGAGACAUUUAAUUUAGUUUUUUUCUUCUUCUCAUUUAUCCUCUUCUUCCUGACACAUAGAUUAGGUAAAAAAGAAGCCGAAAGAAAACCCAAAGAACUCGUGUUAAGAUCAGGUUCAUAUACAUGUUCUAGAAGAGCAAAAUUCAAAUUAUAAUGUCAGGUUGAACAGUUAAGCUAACUUUUAAUUUUAUAAGAAUCUGAUGAAGAAGAUGCUGAACCAGGCUCGAAUGGGGCACUGUUGUUGUCAUCUCACUUGUUCUGGAUGUAAAUGCAUUGGGAAGGUUACCAUCCUGAAUCUUGAAGCUCAACAGUGACUGAGCUUCCAGAUGGAAACAGAGCCAUGCCCAUUUAAAUCUAUGUGAUUUUGGAGGUCUCAAUCACUGGAAUCCAGCAUGAUUUGAUGGAGAUCACAGCAGGGAUCUCUUUGUGCGCUGAUGAGCAAGGAGCAGUUGUUAGCAGUUGUUACGGUUGCCGACAAGAAGAUCCAUAUGUAUAAUACAUUAGUCUAUGAAGCUCUAGUUUUUUGAGGAGCAUACCAGUUUGGCACUAUGUCACCCUUGGGAGUCCACACACACCAGAGGCACCAGAGAUCUCUCCAGAUUGCUUGGGAGGCACAUCACUUAUAUAACAUUCUUGCAGCAGUUCCGGUCGGAAAUGUGUUAAAGAGUGCCACUGGAGGACAUUUUCAGAGGACUGAGGAAGUUGAUGUGGCUUCGGGUAGGUGUGAGCUUAGAGAUGUGGAACAAGAAUUUGGAGUAGUCUUAGAUCAUGCACAUACACCAGAUUCUCUGUCCAGACUUUUGGACACUGUUGCAGACCUAUGGCCUGCAGACUCGUCUUCGAUGGUGAGCACUUAUUGCUGUUAUUGGAUGUUGAGAGAAGGAUUGGUUUGGUGCACAUACCUUAUACAUAUGAAAAAAAAUUGAGAAGAAACAUGAUAAUAAAACUACAGUUGUUAUUGUUAUGUUAACUACAGUGCCUUUGUAUGAUUUGUUGGAUAGAUCAUUUUCCCUAUUUUCCUGAUAAAAUUUUAAAAAAGAGAGAAAAAUCAGCAUCAUUGUCAAGAACUCGAAGUUUGGCUUUUUAAGUCAAACAAUUAUUCAUAUUAUGGCAUUUAGUUACAGUGAAAAUUCAAGCCAUUUUACCCUCCCUUAUAGUAUUUUACUAUUUUAAACAGAAGAAUACUGCUUUGAUACAGUCUUGGAGUUUGGAAGCUUUUUGCUUACUGUUGUUCUGUGUACAGUAUUUUGGAUGUGAAAGUAUAUGUUCAUGUGUGCCACAUGAGAGAGAGUGUGUGUAUAUGUGUGUGUGAGAGAGAGACCUUUGAUGACAAAUUUCAAUGGACAAAGGUUUUGUGGUACUGUUGACAUCUGACAAUCCAGGGAACGAAGAUCCGUGAUGUAUUGAACUUUAGCCUGAAUUUCUGAGACUGAACCCGUUUUAUAUAAUUCAGUCCUGAAUUUUAAUCAGAUUGAUAUAAAAUUGGGAAGGUCUUUUGUUUUCAUUUUAACCUGUGGACAUCUUAAAUGACAUGUUGGCUGGUGUUAGAUGGACCAUGAAAGAUUAUUUGAAACAUGGAGAAAAUUAUUACUACACUACCUUGCUAAAUGGCUAUAGGCUAUAGGCUUUUCUUACAUGACAUCGAAAGAGUUCUCUGUGGGCUGCUAUCACAAUGGUUGAGGAAGGUGAUGUCAUAGUAAGUAGACUUAACCUCGAGUCUAGAAUCAACAGUUUCAGAACCGACGAUUCCAGUUCCUAAAAUUUGGGAACCGAAACCGAACUGCACAGGACCAAUUUCGGUUCGAACCGUUGAU